Tetrahymena thermophila SB210 is the source of this 495-nucleotide messenger RNA. RefSeq lists its product as hypothetical. The transcript has a single exon. The record is from RefSeq and is a predicted model, not a curated record. Lineage: Eukaryota; Ciliophora; Oligohymenophorea; Hymenostomatida; Tetrahymenidae.
CUAAUUCUAGCUUAAAUUCUAGAGUUUUUGUUAGUUCAAUAUCUAUAAAAUUAAUUAAUUAAUUAUAAAAGUAAAAAAAUAAAUUUAAAUAAAUAAAAAAUGAAAUUAGUUGCUCUUUUGUUAGUACUUUCAGUUAUUGCUGCUAAUGCCUAGACUCCCACCACUGUCCCUAAUUGGGCUAGUUCAUAAGGAUUCACUGACUAUGGUACCUGCAUUCAAACGGUUAUGGCUGGAGAUCCAUGCACCUCAUCCUCUAAUAAGCCUGCCUGCAUGACUGCUGGAGCUGCUUAUAUUACUUGCUGGGUUGCAUGCUUUGCUUAAACUAGUUAUUCUAGCUUUAGAUCUUGCACAACUACUUGUGGUAACACCGCAAAAACUGCUGAUUCAACUCUUGGUACUUUGGUUUCUUCUUCUGAAUCAUGCUUCAGCAAGUUAAGCAGCUCAUUAUUAACAUUAUCUGCAUUCCUCUUAGCUGCUUUCGCUUUACUUUUUUGA